AUGCCCCUCUUGGCUUCUUCUCCACCCAAAGCAAGCCAUAAUAAAGACUUCUCAUAUCUUAUCGUUUGGUUUGGUGAUCUCAAACUACUUCUUGCAUUUCUCUCUUCUUUUUGUGCCUCAGAAUUUGUCAUAACUUCCUUUGGUUUUAGGCACCAACAUGGUCUUUGUUUUUGUCAUAUUGUUCUUAGCAUCAACAAAUAAGUGAGUUAUGCCACAAAAUGUUGGUUUAAUAAAAAACAAAGUUUCCAACUUUACCAAACUAAUAAAUAUUAUGGAGUCCAUUUUUGUGAUUCUUCUGAUCUUUAUGGUGGCAUCAAAUCCAUGCUCUGCGGCGCCUUCUCCUUCUCCCUCUGCCUCUCCCACCAUUUCCACUACCAACAGUUCCACAUGCCCAGUGUCCAUGAAUUAUGUGCAAACAGUCCCUUGGAACAGCUCUUCCUGCCAAAACUUCCAACCCUUGGCAUCACAAUACCAAACAAAAACAAGUCCUUGUUGCCAAACUCUGCUAUCCCUCUUUGGAAUAGCACUUUCACAAAACCUCAAAAAAAGCUCUCUUUUCCAACUCCCUAACCUCCCUACCUCCAGCUCUUGUCUUCAACACUUCCAAUCCAACCUCACAUCUCUCUCACUUCCCAACAACCUUGUCUCCUCCUGCUUUGAUCCAUCUCAAUUUGUCAUCUCUCCAAACAUCUGUGCUGGUAUUCAAAAUAUUGAAGAUUGGCACACUAGGCUUGGUCCUACACCAGAGCUCAACACUGCCUGUGGACCAGACCUCACUGACCCUAACCAAUGCAGAACGUGUGUGGCUGAGGGGGACAAGGUUCAGCAGAGGCUUCUUUCUAUUGAUGGUAAUGAUUCACAUUCCCUAGAUUGCUUUUACUUCGCAACACUUUACCUGGCUGGAGUUGUCAAUGAGCUUGGCCCUGAAAGCAAAGGUGUUAUGUCUUGCAUUUUGAUUCUGUUGCUUAAUUCACAAGUUGAUUCAAGGGAUGGCCAUUAUGCUCUUGUGUUGGGGUUAAUUUUAGCUUCACUUGCAUUCCUGGUAAUCAUAUUAGGAUUAGGAUUUUAUUGUUGGUACACAAAGAAAAGAAAAGUGGAAAAUUUGCUAGCCUAUGCUGAUCUACAGGAACAAAGCUUCAGCCUAAGGCUGAGGCCAAAUGCAGUGUUAACUUGGUUUGAAUUUGAGGACCUUAUGAGGGCCACCGACAAUUUUUCACCUCAGAACUUCAUUGGAAGAGGUGGGUUUGGGUUGGUUUACAAGGGCAUUCUACCUGAUGGCUCAAUGGUUGCUGUGAAAAGGCUUGAAGAAUCAGAUUCUCAAGGUGAUGCUUUGUUCUGCAGUGAGGUGGAGAUUGUUAGCAACUUGAAGCACCGAAAUCUGGUACCGCUAAAAGGGUGUUGUGUGGUUGAUGAGGGGAAUGAGAAUCACAAUUUUGAGUACAGAAGAAGGUAUCUAGUUCAUGAAUAUAUGCCAAAUGGUAGCCUUGAAGACCAUCUCUUUCCAACCAAACUAGACAAUCAAAAUACAAAAAAGUCCCUUACUUGGUCUCAAAGGAAAAGCAUAAUCUUGGAUGUGGCAAAUGCUUUGGUUUAUUUGCACUUUGGAGUUCAACCUGCAGUUUUUCACAGAGAUAUCAAAGCCACCAAUAUACUACUUGAUGCAGAUAUGAGAGCAAGGGUUGGAGAUUUUGGGCUAGCCAGACAGAGCAGUGAAAGUAGGUCACAGCUAAAUACUAGAGUAGCAGGAACUCGCGGAUACGUGGCACCUGAAUAUGCACUUUAUGGUCAGCUAACUGAGAAGAGUGAUGUCUAUAGCUUUGGUGUGGUUAUUCUUGAGAUAAUGUGUGGAAGAAAAGCCCUUGAAUUGUCUCCAUCAGGAACACCAAUUUUCUUGAUCACAGAUUGUGUUUGGUCAUUGAUGAAAUCUGGAAACAUAGGAGAGGCUUUGGAUGCUUCUAUGUUAGGAGAUGAAAAUUGUGCUAGAAACAUAAUGGAGAGGUUUUUGCUGGUUGGAAUUCUUUGUUCUCAUGUAACGGUUGCUUCAAGGCCAACAAUUUUGAAUGCUUUGAAGAUGUUAGAAGGGGAUAUUGAGGUCCCACCAAUUCCAGAUAGGCCACUGAGUCAUGGGAACUAUGUGUUGUACAGUGGUGAUUGCUCUGGGAUGAGCUCAGGAUGUGGAUUUGUGAGCUCAUGAAAAGUUGAAUGAUUCAUAAAAUCCAUCCUUGAUGAGUUGGACAAGAAAAUGCGGAUCAUUCAUGAGGGAGAAGCUGGAGGAUGUGAAGUGCAAGAUACCAAGAGCCAUGCCCUUUGGGACAAGAGUGCACCUCUUGUUGGAAGGUCUUGCUUGUGGGAUAUGUACGACAGAUAUUUGCCUGGAGGAGAUUAAGGGGAUUAAAGAAAAGAGUUAGACCAAGACACUCGAUGCUUACUAAAGCAGCCACGUGCAAUUACAUGAUAGGAUCAUCAGAUAAUAUCAUCCGUGUAACAGACCCAGAGCAGGAUCCAUAUGCCACUGCUGGAACAAAACCACAAAGUCCUUUUGAUACGCCUUUAACCACAACCAAAUGAAGAACAUCAUCUGCUGCCACAAUAGCUCCAAAUCAAACAUUUUAUCCUAAAAAAUCAUAGCUUUUCUUUGCUGCCAGAUCUUUCACCAGAAUUUGAUGUUGUCCUGCAGCACAUAGGCAUUUUGAACAAAAGUGUUCCUUUUGAGAUUGUGGGAGAACAGAGCUAUGGCCAAAAAGAUUAUACCAUCUCUUCCAAAUAAGUUUAGAUGCUUUACAUGAGAAAAACAAAUGUGAUGCAGUUUCUUCUGACCCUUGGCAGAAAGGGCAUGAUAUAAGUUAUUUUCCUGCACUUGAAUAUUUCUUCUAUUAAGGUUUACCUUAGUUGGUAGUCUGUUAUGAAAUUACCUUGGCCGGGAUUUUGAUAUUCCACAAACUUUUGAAAAUGUCCAGCUGCAAUCUAUGUAAUGCCAAAUAUGUAGAUUUAACUCCUGGCUUCCACUAUGCAAUCUAUGUAAUGCCAAAUAUGUAGAUUUAACUCUGAA
This is a messenger RNA of Glycine soja, 3049 nucleotides long. Its product is annotated as probable receptor-like protein kinase At1g11050. Gene Ontology annotation, molecular function: protein kinase activity; ATP binding. NCBI's taxonomy places the organism in Eukaryota, Viridiplantae, Streptophyta, Magnoliopsida, Fabales, Fabaceae. Gene Ontology annotation, biological process: protein phosphorylation. The transcript has 2 exons. The record is from RefSeq and is a predicted model, not a curated record. The coding region runs from base 209 to 2194 and encodes 661 amino acids.